AUGCCAACGGCACUCCCGGACCGACCCUGGCAGCGGCUCAGUGUCAAUCUCUUCUACACAAAAGGUUCCACGUAUCUCUUAGUGGCUGACUGCUACUCGCGCUACUUCGAGAUUGCGCUCCUCGAAGAUGAGCGGCCUGUAACAAGCAUACAGAAGAUGAAAUCAAUCUUCGCGCACCACGGCAUUCCAGAUACUGUUGCAACUGACAACUGGCCACAGUUUCAUCCCUGCAAUACAUCAGAGUUUUCGAAAUUCGCGAGAGAGUGGGGAUUUAAACACGUGACAUCAAGCCCGAAGUACCCACAGAGCAACGGAUUCGCCAAGGCGGCAGUGAAAAUCGCCAAACAGAAGAUAGCCAAGGCAGCUGACCCCUACAAGGCUCUUCUGGCGUACCGUGCAACACCUCUAGAGAACGGCUAUAGCCCAGCAGAGCUACUUUUCGGCCGGCGUGUUCACACCACAGUUCCGAUUUCUCCACACAUGCUGAAGCCGACACUCGCAGACAGUCAGCGACUUCAAAAGACCAAGCAAGGAAUCAAGCAGCGGCAGGAAAGGAACUACAAUCAUCGCCGCGGUGUCCGUCGUUUACUGGUCCUGAACCCAGGGCAGCAAGUGUGGAUAAAAGACCUCAAACGCAGAGGUGCCGUCUUAAGACGGGCUGACUCGCCACGCUCAUACUGGAUCCAAUGCGAAACGGGCACUGUCCGCCGCAACAGAAGACACCUCGUCAAAGACAGCGCAGGUGUGGCGUUGGACAAUCAUUCGGCAUCACUGGACAUGCCAUCUCGUCUGUCUGCUCAGGCUCCAGGCAUGAAGCAACCGGGAACGACGCAGUCGACACCGACCGCGCCUUCACCCUACGUCACCGCGCACGGGAGAACUGUGCGCCCUCCUGCACGGUUCCGUAACUGA
Messenger RNA from Rhipicephalus sanguineus (brown dog tick), 912 nucleotides. RefSeq lists its product as uncharacterized. NCBI's taxonomy places the organism in Eukaryota, Metazoa, Arthropoda, Arachnida, Ixodida, Ixodidae. Gene Ontology annotation, molecular function: nucleic acid binding. The transcript has a single exon. The coding region runs from base 1 to 912 and encodes 303 amino acids. Gene Ontology annotation, biological process: DNA integration. The record is from RefSeq and is a predicted model, not a curated record.